GAGAGCGCUGAAGCCUCGAAGACAGGCCGCAGUCCCGUCCCCCCCCCCGAAGUUUAUGAAAUUAAAGGGGAGGGAAAUACGGAGAUAUUAUUUGGUGCCAACUUUUUUUUAAAAAAAAAAGUUUGGUGUUUAGCAUUGAGAUGCAGGUUAAAAAAACACACAAAAAACCCCACCUAGUAUUCGAGACCUUAACCCAUUUCAGCACCUGCCACUUAUGCCCAAGAGGCUGAAACUCAACCAGUAAAGCCUCCCGCUUUGUCAGGAUUCCUUGAUGGGGGAAAAGCUCGACCAGUUGCAUUUGGGUCUGUCACGUCACAGCAAGAGCUCUGCAAGGGGGGGGAAAAGGCAACACUGCCUAGCAAAAGUGAUAACGUUUUCCGACCUGCUAAUAUUUAUAUAUAUAUAUAUAUAUAUAGAGAGAGAGAGAGAGAGAGAGAGAGAGAGAGAGUGUGAGUGUACAACGCCUCACUAAAUACGGGGGAUGGAUCAUUUGGCCAGAUUUUUAUUCUUGUCUUUCAGCAAAGGGAAAACACAAUGGAAAUUCUGCGGCCACCGCUGAUAAGAAUUGGAGGACGUGUUUACAGGAAAAGACAUAUUCGAGAACAGCCACACCAGCAUGAAGAGGAAGAGGAUUUCUAUGCAGGUCCUGAGGAUUGUGCAGAUGAACCCUGUGAUGCCUUUGUGGUGGAAGAGACAGAAAGAGGAUACCAAUGUGCUGUGGACAUUCCCAGCCCACUGUACAAAUAUAUAAUAGGCAAAAAAGGAGAAACAAAGAAGAAAAUAGAAACAGAAACCCGAACCUCUAUCAUUAUUCCUAAGCCUGGAGUUGAAGGAGAAAUUGUGAUCACAGGACAACACCGGAAUGGUAUUAUUUCAGCUCGAACGCGAAUUGAUGUUCUUGUGGAGAGCUUCCGCAAGAAACAACCCUUCACACACUUUCUGUCAUUUGCACUCAACCAACUUGCAAUCCAGGAAAAGUUUCUACAGUUCAAAGAGGAGGUGUUGGAGAAGUGCUCAAAUGACUAUGGUGUCAGUAGUAGCCUGUUCCAGAACCCUGCCAAGCUCCAUCUGACUAUUGGGACGCUGGUACUCCUGAAUGAACAGGAAAUCCAGAAGGCCCAAGAACUUCUACAGAGGUGUAAAGAAGACUUCAUUGACUCAAUUGCUGGAGGCAAACCACUAACUGUAGAAGUAGCAGGUGUAGAGUACAUGAAUGAUGAUCCAGCCAUGAUGGAUGUUCUCUAUGCAAAAGUUCAUCUGAAGGAUGGCUCUAACAAGCUCCAGCACAUAGCAGAUAGACUGACAGAUCGGUUUGUGACCUCUGGACUAAUGAUGAAAGAGUGGGAUCGGGUGAAACUCCAUGCCACAGUCAUGAACACAAUCUUCCGGAAAGAUCCUAGUGCUGAAGAGCAAAGUAAUAGAUCUGCAGGCAAAUUUUUCAAGGAAAGGGAGUCAUUUGAUGGACGAAAUAUAUUGAAGCUCUUUGAGAACUUCUGCUUCGGAGAAGUGCAGCUGAAUUCAGUCUAUCUCUCUCAGAGAUUCUCCUCAGAUAGCUCUGGUUACUAUGCGGCAUCUGGGCAGUUAAAUUUCUCCUGAAGCAGAGACCAAUGCCCCAACAGAAUGACAUCAGAACUGCACAAUGAAGAAGAAGAAGAAGAAGAAGAAGAAGAAGAAGGAGUAGGAGGAGGAGGAUUUAAAUGGAUCCUGUUGAUGGGCCAGCGUCAUUCUGUCCUCCUUCUAAAUUUGCAAAUUCACCUUGGCCUGAACACAGUGAAAACAAUUACUUGUUCAAAUAAGAUAUUUUACUUGGUUGGUUCUUUUAUUGAAGAAUAGGUGCUGGUUACAGAUGAAAUAAUACAUUCUGCUUGUAACAGGCUUUCAGAUAGUUGUAAAUAAAUUAAACACGGUUACCAAUCCAUUUUUUUUACUAGCUUACCUUUGAACACAUAGCCCUAAGAAUCGAUGCUUUCAGUUUACAAAAGCUCCCAUCUUCAGUUGCCUAGAAGGGGUUCUUACUGCAUGUCCAGAUGUGCUGCAAGUAACUCUUUUCAUCUCUGAAAUGGUCACUGUAAUUCAGAGAGCACAAUCCAUGCAAAGCGACAUUUUUCCGUACGAGGGGCCAGGUUUUGCCACGUGGACAACACCCUGGAUGAUUCUGCUUACAUGGUGAUGAAAAAUCACACCCAGCAGUGUGAUAAUGCUUGCCUAUUUCCUUGUGUUACCCCCCAAAGGCAGUAGGCAUGAUGUGUUCGCUGGUGUGCAGCUCUGAGCAUUUACUAUGGCUCACAGUGUUGUGACCCGUAUCUUAAAAACAUCUACAAGCUGUUGUGUAUGAGUUCUAGAGUUAUUUCAUCCCAUAACAAAAAGAAGGGAACAAGGGUAUAUAAGGAGCAACAGUGAGAAGUGAAAUGGUAGGUGGAAGGGAAGGCAAAAGCAAAUACAAGCAUCCUAGUAAUAUCUGAAAUACUAUUCCCCAUAUUACUGAAUGCUUGGAGUAAAUUCUGGAAGAUCUAACCCAGUCUCUCUUAAUGACUGAUAGCCAUACACUGGGCAAAGGAUGCCUGAACUGAAGCGGGUUGGACUAGAUGCCCCUCGUGGUCCCUUCCAACUCUACAAUUGUAUUGUUUAUUUGGUUGAGAGUAAUUGAUUUGGAACUGAAUCAUGCUGCUUAUUUUAGUACUGGCAAGAAAUGUCCAAUUCGCAUCCAUAUCCCUGCCCCCUGAAUGUUACAAAACAGUUUUCUAGAAAUUCUGCUAAAGAGAAUAAAUGUACACCUGCCAAUUUUUAGAAUGCAGGAGCUGUUUUCCUGUUUGUCACUUGGGGGAUCAUCUUCACUGUCCACAUCCAGUUAUACUAGCAGCACAAUUGUUUUCUGAGGGUGGGCUGGGCUUUGUUGUUUAACAGCCCAAUCAACACCUGUUUCCUUGUAUUAGCAUCUCAGGAUGUCCUGUCGUGGCUUAUUUAAAAAAAACAAAAACCCAGUGGCAUAUGGGAACACAGUAGCCUGCCUUAUACUAUGUCAGUCUAUCUAAGUAUUAUCUUCUCUCACUGCCAGUGGCUCUUCAGUAUAUAGCAACGUAGGAAGCUGCCUUAGAGUCCUACCAUUGGUCCAUCGACACCGGCUGGCGGUGGCUUUCCAUGAUUUCAGACAGGAUUCUCUUCCAGCCCUGCCUGGAGCUGGGACCUUCCACAGGUAAAGCAGACCUACAGGACUAUUUUCAAUGAUUCCUUACCAUCCCUACCUGGAGAUGGGGAUUGAAGUUAGGAUCUUUGAAUGCAUUAUGGCCCUUCUCCCAACGGCAGGCAGAGUGAAACUCUUUUUGUGGCAUAUGAAUAACUACGAACCAUUUUAAUGAUUACUCUUAAAAUAUGCAACCCCUGCGUUCCCUAUUCACUCCUUAGCUGGCUGAUGUCAUCACUUUCGUUCUUCAGCUAUCAAGAGUCUCUUCUGAGGCUCUUAAGGCUUGACUUUGCCAGUCACCUCGAAGAGCACAGGUCUGAUCCUGAGUGCUCUUUUCCUCCACACAGCAAUUUUCAGCACCUUUUGAGAGGUACUCUGCUUGCCCAAAUACAGGCCCCUUUGGUUCUUCCUUUACCCAGAGCAAAGGCAGAGGGAGGUGGGGUUUUUUUGUUGUUCCACUUCCUCACAAAAGCCAGGCAUCUCUUCUGCAGCAGAAAGAAAAGAUGUACAUCUGAAAGCUUCUUGACAUAUUUUUAUUUUUAACAACAGUAACCAAGAAGCUGUUUAUGCACUUAGCAAUGCACUUCAUGCUGCAUAUUAGAGACCGAAAAGGAGACGAGGACUAUUUUUAUUCUUCUUUGUCUGCAGUUCCCUCAUAGAAGCUUUUCCAAUAAAUUUUCUUUCCUGA
Molecule: messenger RNA, 3869 nt
Organism: Podarcis muralis (Common wall lizard)
Lineage: Eukaryota; Metazoa; Chordata; Lepidosauria; Squamata; Lacertidae
Gene: ASCC1
Product: activating signal cointegrator 1 complex subunit 1
Biological process (GO): regulation of DNA-templated transcription; DNA alkylation repair
Cellular component (GO): nucleus
Molecular function (GO): RNA binding
Source: RefSeq, a predicted model, not a curated record